AUGCCGGCCAAGUCGGCAGUAUUUCCGCUCUUCAAUCUUCCCGCAAUCGUUCUUGUCGAAAUAUUCGAGGGAUUGGAUCCUAUCAAUUUGUGAGUCAAAGUCGAGAGACGGUCCCCCCAAGCCAACUAUUGUAGAUUCGAUCUAUCGCUCUUCUCGGAGAAGGCCAAAAGAUCUGUGAAGGCCAUUGCGCAUGAGAGAGGACAGCUGAAUGCGAAGCGUUUGGUGUUCGACUUCACCUCGUCCACUCUGCAAAUCAAAGCGAUCGGAGAGGGAGAGGAGACGUUGGUCCGACUCCUUAUCGAUUCGAAUCAGAAACUGUGGAAGGACGGUGUGGAAGUGAUAAAGACGAAGACGGUCGAGAUUAGAGGGUUCCAGUUUCAAUGGUACGGUCACCCGACUAUGAAGCAAAGCCACCACUUCUUCUGUCGCGUUCCGGAGCACGCCGCCUCGUUCCUCUUCGCGCACCUCAUCCAACUCUUCAACGCGCCCGUUCAUCUCCAUCUAACACUGAGCCUCAUUCAAAAUCUGCCCAUGUUUCUGAGCCAACCGCACUUUGUCCGCUGCGAAAAGCUGCGGAUCGAUGGGACAAACGGAAUGACGACUCGGAUAAGAGACUUGGAGGUCGUACUGAGAUACAUUCGAGUCGACAAGGAGUUGGAGAUUACCGAAAAGGAGAUGGACCGGAAUUGGAGACCAGUUGGCAUUGAAAAAGUUGGAAAAAGGGUCUACACCAGGGGUGUGCGGAAAAUUUUUUUCGGAAAAUUUCGGAAAAUCGGUUUUUCCUAAUUUUUUUUUCGGAAAAUUUCGGAAAAUCGGGUUUUCCGAAUUUUUUUUUUCGGAAAAUUUCGGAAAAAUCGGAAAAAUCGGAAAAGCGCGUUGAACUUGUGGCCGCAAAAACACGCUUUCUCACCGUUUUUCCGCCCAGUUAAAUAUACGUCCCACUUUCCCAUUACGUCAGCUUUUCUGAAAAAACAACACAAAUCGCAACAAUCGGUUCAUUAGAAUGAGAAAAACGAAAGAAAUUGCGUAAAAUUUAAAAAUCAAAUUUAAAAAGGCGCUCGCUGCUAGACCCUUCCAAAAAUUUUGUGAUGCGCCUUUAAAAAGCAUACGGUGGUUUCGGACAAAUUGACCUUGAAUCCACACUAAUUUUCCGAAAAUUUUGCCGAACAUUUUCGGAAAAUUUUCCGAAAAUUUCUCGGAAAAUCGGAAAAUUUCGGAAAAUCGAAAUAUUUUCCGCACACCCCUGGUCUACACUAUGUAGAUACAAUCCGUUUUCAGUUCUUCCACCUCGAAAAGCUCUCAAUCGAAUCGGCGCACUGGCUGUCCUACCAUGAUUUGAUAAAGAUGAAGUGCAAGACGGGAACCAUCAAACGAUUCCACUACCCGAGCACCUGUUUGUACUAUUUCGCUCGUCGCUGGCUGUCGAGCACGGACCGCACAUUGGAGCGGAUGGAGUUUGGCGGCGAUCGUUCAGACCAACUUGAAAUGUACGAGCUUAGGAGAUGGCGAUAUGAUCCGACGAAGAGGAGCGAGAAUUAUGUGUUCGUUCUUUAUUAGUUUUCACUUCAAACGACACCUCUUUUUAGCAUUACCGGAUCGAAUUACGACUUCAAAGUCAUCCAUUGCAGUCACGGAUUCGAUCUUUACCGUGCCGAUGGUCUGAUAGCCACAAUCGAGUGCAAAGACUCGGACAAUCGAAAGAUCUUUUUGUUCCUGGUGUGGCACGAUCCAUUUCCAAAGGUCAAACGACUCGAAUCUCUGCGAAAGGAUCUUGAGCAGCAGUCGAAGAUACUCGAGCAUCGGCUGCAACGAAUCGAGGAGCAAAGACGGCGGAAGCGAGUUCCGAAGAGGAUCAAAGAACUUCGCGGAGCCGGAGAGAUCGACUAUCCGUUUGAGCAGUUGGAGAAGAGCCGGAAAAGGCACGACGGAGAGUUGUACGAGGUGCUCGAUCAUAUUUACAAGAUCCGCAAGCAAAUGAUUUUCUGGGACAAGGAGCAGACGUAG
Messenger RNA from Caenorhabditis sp. 36 PRJEB53466, 2004 nucleotides. NCBI's taxonomy places the organism in Eukaryota, Metazoa, Nematoda, Chromadorea, Rhabditida, Rhabditidae. The record is from the annotation of a GenBank genome assembly.